AUGUUUCGCACGACUAAUAAACACAGGUAUCAAAGGAGUCUCCUGCAACGUCCAGUAUUGACACAAAGCGUAACGACAACGUGUCUAUUUGUUGUCGGAGAUGGGCUGGCACAGCAUGGUGUUGAACGAAAGAGCCUUUUCAGCCAUGAUAUGACUCGCACAGUGCGGAUGGCUCUUUAUGGUGGUGUGGUAUUCGGUCCUGUUGCGACCAAAUGGUUCCUUUUUUUGCAAAACCGCAUCUCUUUGAGCACUCCAUUCAGGACAUUGGCGGCCCGCGUAACAACCGACCAACUGGUUUGUGCUCCCACAAUGAUCGGCGUUUUCUUGUCUAGUAUGUCUUUGCUCGAGGGAAACAAUCCUAGGGAGAAGCUGCAACGCAUGUACUGGGAGGCACUUCGCACCAACUGGACCAUUUGGCCCAUUCUGCAGGGAGUGAACCUGUACCUGGUGCCUGUACAAUUUCGGGUUCUCACUGUUAAUUUUCUGAACAUAGGGUGGAACUGCUUUCUGAGCUUUUUGAAUAAUGCAUAG
This is a messenger RNA of Aspergillus ruber CBS 135680, 531 nucleotides long. Its product is annotated as Mpv17/PMP22 family protein. The transcript has 4 exons. Gene Ontology annotation, cellular component: mitochondrion; membrane; cytoplasm. Lineage: Eukaryota; Fungi; Ascomycota; Eurotiomycetes; Eurotiales; Aspergillaceae. Bases 1 to 531 code for a protein of 176 amino acids. The record is from RefSeq and is a predicted model, not a curated record.